AGCGUGCCUUGCGCUCCUGGCAAUAUGGCGGCGCCCAUGAUGCUCGCCCUGCGCGGUGUCCCCUGCCUGUGCCGCCCGGUUUCCCGCCGCCUUUCCCACUCCGCUGCUUUCCUGGAAGCCGCCGCCCGGCGGGGGUUGUUCAAGGACGUGUUCCCGGCAGAGAGCGGCCCCACACGGCUGUACGAGCUGCUGGGCUCCGGCCCCCAGACGGCCUACUGCGGCUUUGACCCUACGGCGGACUCGCUGCACGUCGGGAACCUGCUGGCCGUACUGGGGCUCAUUCACUUCCACCGGGCCGGGCACAAUGUCAUCGCGGUUAUCGGGGGAGCGACGGGCCGCCUGGGGGAUCCGAGCGGGCGGGGGCGGGAGAGGGAAGCGCUGAGGCCGGAGGCGCUGGCGGGGAAUAUCCGGGGGAUCCGGGGCUGCCUGGAGCGGCUGUUCGGUAACUGUGAGGCGCUGGUUCCGGGGGGGCGGCCCGGCGGGACCGUCACUAUCCUGGAUAACGAGCAGUGGUACCGGCACCGGGGGGCGGCCGACUUCCUGGCUUCGGUGGGGAGGCAUUUCCGGAUGGGCCCCAUGCUGAGCCGGCACAGCGCCCAGAGCCGCCUGGGGAGCCCGGAGGGAAUGAGUCUCAGCGAGUUUCUCUAUCCGCUCUUCCAGGCCUACGAUUUCUACUAUCUGCACCGGAACCGGAACUGCACCAUCCAACUGGGCGGAACCGACCAACUGGGCAACAUCAUGUCUGGGCACGACUUCAUCCAAAGAGUCACCGGAGAGGAGGUGUUUGGGGUCACCGUGCCCCUCGUUACCAACACCGCGGGGGACAAGCUGGGCAAGUCGGCGGGCAAUGCCAUCUGGCUGAACAGGGACAGGACGUCGCCCUUUGAGCUUUACCAGUUCUUUGUGCGGCAGCCGGACAGCGCGGUGGGAAGGUUCCUGAAGCUCUUCACCUUCAUUCCUCUGCCCGAGAUCGAGCGCAUCAUGGAGCAGCACCAAGCGGAACCCGAGAGGCGCCUCCCCCAGAAACGGCUCGCCGCCGAGGUCACCAAGAUUGUCCAUGGCAACGGCGGCCUGGAGUCGGCUAAACGAUGUACCCAGGCUCUGUACCAGAGCAGUGUGGAGGCGCUGGAUAAGAUGUCGGACCGGGAGCUGCAGGAACUCUUUAGGGAGGCGCCAUUUACGGAAGUCCUGCUGGAACCCGGCACCAGGGUUAUGGAUCUUUGCCUGAAGGUUUCUGCCGUUCCAGAGGGCGCCCGGGGGUAUGAGAUGAUCAGCAGCGGGGGGCUCAGCAUCAACCACAGGAAAGUGACCAACCCGGACGAGGUUCUGGUACCGGGACAGCACAUCCUCCAGAAUGGGCUCUCGCUGCUCCGAGUGGGGAAAAAGAACUUCUACGUUGUCAAGUGGCUUCACCUGUGAUUGUGUCUGUCUGUAUCUUAUUCUCCCUGCGUAAUAAAGUGUAAAUAUGGCA
This is a messenger RNA of Xenopus tropicalis (tropical clawed frog), 1471 nucleotides long. RefSeq names its product tyrosyl-tRNA synthetase 2 (gene yars2). The coding region runs from base 25 to 1419 and encodes 464 amino acids. Gene Ontology annotation, cellular component: mitochondrial matrix. The transcript has 5 exons. Gene Ontology annotation, molecular function: aminoacyl-tRNA ligase activity; tyrosine-tRNA ligase activity; RNA binding. Gene Ontology annotation, biological process: tRNA aminoacylation for protein translation; tyrosyl-tRNA aminoacylation. The record is from RefSeq and is a predicted model, not a curated record. Lineage: Eukaryota; Metazoa; Chordata; Amphibia; Anura; Pipidae.